Messenger RNA from Trematomus bernacchii (emerald rockcod), 1937 nucleotides. It is a transcript of the gene kcnj11, whose product is annotated as potassium inwardly rectifying channel subfamily J member 11. The transcript has a single exon. Gene Ontology annotation, cellular component: plasma membrane. Lineage: Eukaryota; Metazoa; Chordata; Actinopteri; Perciformes; Nototheniidae. Gene Ontology annotation, molecular function: ATP-activated inward rectifier potassium channel activity. The record is from RefSeq and is a predicted model, not a curated record. Gene Ontology annotation, biological process: potassium ion import across plasma membrane; regulation of monoatomic ion transmembrane transport. The coding region runs from base 246 to 1403 and encodes 385 amino acids.
UACAUUCCCGGUCUGUCGGUGGGUGCUGUGAGUGACGGCGGCAGCUGCGGAGCUGAAAGAAGAUUUUUUCUCCUGGGACUUCGCGUCUGAUCUAGAGGCAACGUGAGGAGCGCACAUACCUCCAGAAAACGGACAUGACCCUCCGUCCUGCACCAGACAGCUGCUGAGGAGCUCGGCUGGUAAAAACAGGCGUUGGGAUAAAGAUAAAUAUUUCCCUUUUCAUGGGACUAUAGUAUGGGAGCGCUAUGUUGUCCAGGAAAGGACUCAUUCCUGAGGAUUACUUGCUCACACGUUUGGCUGAGAAUGUCCAGCAGCCAAAGUUUAAAGCCAAACCGAGGAAAGCUCGAUUUGUCGCCAAGAAUGGCACCUGCAAUGUAGCGCACACCAACAUCCGAGAGCAGGGUCGAUUCUUGCAGGACGUCUUCACAACUCUGGUGGAUUUAAAAUGGCUCCACACGCUCAUCAUUUUCACCAUGUCCUUCCUGUGCAGCUGGCUCCUCUUCGGGAUGAUCUGGUGGCUCAUUGCCUUUGCGCACGGCGACUUGCACCAGACAGACGAAGAGUUUGUCCCGUGCGUAACGAACAUCCACUCCUUCUCCUCCGCUUUCCUCUUCUCCAUAGAGGUGCAGGUGACCAUCGGCUUUGGGGGCCGGAUGGUCACGGAGGAAUGCGUAUCUGCCAUCAUCCUCCUGAUCACACAGAACAUCGUCGGGCUGCUCAUUAACGCCAUCAUGCUUGGCUGCAUCUUCAUGAAAACUGCGCAGGCCCAUCGGCGCGCAGAGACGCUCAUUUUCAGCAAGCACGCCGUCAUCUCCGUGCGGAACAACAAACUGUGCUUCAUGAUCCGCAUCGGGGACCUGAGGAAAAGCAUGAUCAUCAGCGCCACCGUGCGGCUGCAGGUGGUCCGGAGCACCUCCACACAGGAGGGCGACGUGGUGCCUCUGGACCAGGUGGACAUCCACAUGGAUAACCCGGUGGGCACCAAUGGCAUCUUCCUGGUGUCCCCGCUAAUUAUCUGUCACGUGAUCGACAAGGACAGCCCUCUGUAUUCGAUGUCAGCUUUCGACCUGCAGCACGAGAACGUGGAGGUGGUGGCAGUGCUGGAGGGGGUGGUGGAGACCACGGGCAUCACCAUGCAGGCCAGGACCUCCUAUGUGUCGGAGGAGAUCCUGUGGGGGCAGCGCUUCGUGCCCACAGUCUCGGAGGAGGACGGCAUGUACGCGGUGGACUACUCCAAGUUCGGGAACACAAUGAAGGUCCCGACUCCCUCCUGCAGCGCCAAGAAACUGGACGAUGUGGGAGGCAUCGCGCGCUUUAAGCUGAACGAGGGCGUCACCUUGCGGGCGACCGGGAGAAGGCGGCGGGCCUCCGCGGCCUCCCGCAGGUCCCGGAUGGAAAAGUGAACUAUGUAGGCUAAACCAGCAUUUUAUAUCUGAAUGAAUUAUUUAAGGUUUAAAGAUGUUUAAUUGACAAAUAUGAUUUUAUAAUUAAUAUAUGUUGCUCUUAUCAGUAAUCCACAUCACAGUUCUAUAUGCAGUCAGAUAAACGCACAUCAACUCAGGGUUAGUGUGCCCAUGCACAUAGAUUGCACUGAGAAUAACAGUAUGUAAGUCUUGUAAAAACUGGGGAGUUCUGGUACCCAGAAUGAAAAGAAAGUUCAGUUUGGAUGAGUUUGAUUUCUUUGUUUUAAUCAAAAGUGGCUGCAUGUAUUUAUAAGCAAUAAAGGAUAAUACCUCAUUUUAAUAAGUGUGUUGUUUAUAAGGAGUCUUGAUAAUUUGAAAAAUCAUGAUUUUUAAAAAGGACACAAUGAUUUAUAUUUUUUUCAAGCAGAAAAUCCAGUAUGCCAAAUGAUUUGGCAGCAUUUUGAUAGAGAUAACUUUAAAUUGGUAAAGAAAUCGAGACAAAGAUCUAUGCAAUACAUUUGUAUAAUGUCAUAA